Molecule: messenger RNA, 2087 nt
Organism: Hypanus sabinus (Atlantic stingray)
Lineage: Eukaryota; Metazoa; Chordata; Chondrichthyes; Myliobatiformes; Dasyatidae
Gene: pde9ab
Product: phosphodiesterase 9ab
Exons: 17
Coding region: 1-1398 (465 amino acids)
Biological process (GO): cGMP catabolic process
Molecular function (GO): 3',5'-cyclic-GMP phosphodiesterase activity
Source: RefSeq, a predicted model, not a curated record
AUGCUCAUGGAUCAAGAUGAUGCAAUUAUAUCCAUUGACCCAACUAUGCCAUCGAACACACCAAGCUCUCCUUACAGAGUGGUUCCUCUCAGUGCUGGACAGCUUACAGAAGAAGAAGACUUGCUACAGAAUGUUCUGACCCAAGUUGCUGACCAGUUUUCAAGAAUUUUCAAAGUCAAUGACCUGAAAACUGAAAUCUCAAGUAGACUGGCAGCUUUGGAGAAGAGAGUUGAAUUGGAAGGAUUAAAGGUGGUAGAGAUAGAGAAGUGUAAGAAUGAUUUGAAGACACUUAAGGAUGAAUUGUCUUUGGGAAACAGGUCAAACACACCUUGUAAGCAUACAUUCAUGGAGGAUCCUAUAAAGUUGACACCACAACGAGAUGUUCCAAGAUAUCCCAAGUAUACGCUAUCCCAGGAGACCAUCGAAGCACUGAAGAAACCAACAUUUGAUGUCUGGCACUGGGAGUACAAUGAGAUGCUCAGCUGUCUUGAGUAUAUGUACCAUGACCUUGGACUGGUGGAAGAGUUCAACAUGAAUCCCAUCAUACUAAAACGUUGGCUGCUCAGCAUUCAGGAGAACUACCGAAACAAUCCAUUCCACAACUUCCGGCAUUGCUUCUGUGUAACGCAGAUGAUGUACGGUAUGGUCCACCUGUGCGAGCUGCAGGAGAGGCUUACUCCGAUAGAUCUGGUGAUUUUAAUGACUGGAGCUAUUUGUCAUGACUUGGAUCACCCUGGAUAUAACAAUGCGUAUCAGAUCAAUGCACGCACUGAGCUUGCAGUCCGAUACAAUGACAUUUCCCCACUGGAGAAUCAUCACUGUGCCGUCGCCUUCCAGAUUCUCGCUCAGCCAGAAUGUAACAUCUUCGCCAAUGUGGAUCCAGAUGUCUUUAAACAGAUCAGACAGGGAAUUAUUACACUUAUUCUAGCCACUGACAUGGCUCGACAUGGAGAGAUACUGGACUCAUUCAAACCAAAGGUUGAUAAUUUUGACUUCACAAAUGAAGAACAUAAAAUGAGUCUGAAAAUGCUCCUUAUCAAAUGCUGCGAUAUUUCCAAUGAAGUGCGACCUACAGAGGUAGCAGAUCCUUGGGUUGACUGUUUGCUUGAAGAGUACUUUACACAGAGUGACAGGGAGAAAUCUGAAGGCCUCCCAGUAGCCCCAUUCAUGGACCGGGACAAGGUUACCAAGCCCACAGCCCAGAUUGGUUUUAUAAAGUUUGUUCUCAUUCCAACAUUUGAAACACUAAUGAAGUUAUUUCCACAAAUUGAAGAAGCCACAGUACAACCACUGAGAGAUUCCAGGGAUCGCUAUGAAGAGCUGAAGCAGAUCGAUGAUGCCAUGAAUGAGUUGCGGAAGAAAACAGAAAACAUCCCUCUUGGCUGGAAGAAGAACUAAUUUUCACAGUUUACAACAUAUAAUUACUGCUGUGGAUCUAACAAUUGACUUGACAACGUUGACUGCUGAUAGUGUAACAUCUAUCAUGUGAAGUGAAUUCACACCAAUCUGCCUUCAGCCUUCAUAAACAGGCAUUCAGAGAUGAGUUCAUCAGAGAGUUACUGAUUUCAAAUUCUUCCAGCAAACUGUCAUUUAUGUUUUCACUCUUUCAGACAAAAGUAAAUAUUUUGCACUGAAUAUUUUAGAGCUCUCGGCUUUGUAACCCUGCUGACUCUUCAGAGUCUGUUGCUCAAUUUUUUUCUAUCUUUUAACAAUGAUUUAUGAAAUUCAUAUUUAUUAGUCAUUUAAAUUCAAUGCCUUUGGAACAGUUUAAUUUUAACACUGGUGCACAGGCCUUAAAUGUUGGAGAAACCCAAAUCAGCUUCUCCAGAAACUCCUGAAUUAAAUGUUUAUAAGAAACAUAGAAUCUACUUGUUCCAGUCCCUUUUCCCAAAUUCAACAAAGAACAACAGCAUUAUUCAAACUUCAGGUAUAUUCUUUUUGGUAUCAUAUGGUAAACUUCCAUUAUAUUUGCAAAGACACCCUUCUCAUUUCUGAGACAGAAUUAUGGCGCAGUAAGUAAUGAGUUUAUUUUCUUUACCAUUUGCAUUGAAAACAUCACACAGUAAAACUAAUUGCUCAACUUCUAA